This is a messenger RNA of Ixodes scapularis (black-legged tick), 2051 nucleotides long. RefSeq names its product putative phospholipase B-like 2. Bases 70 to 1878 code for a protein of 602 amino acids. The record is from RefSeq and is a predicted model, not a curated record. Gene Ontology annotation, molecular function: glycerophospholipase activity. Gene Ontology annotation, cellular component: extracellular region. The transcript is spliced from 13 exons. Gene Ontology annotation, biological process: phospholipid catabolic process. Lineage: Eukaryota; Metazoa; Arthropoda; Arachnida; Ixodida; Ixodidae.
AGUGUAUCAUAGGCAAGCUUGCCGGUAACCAUUGGAGCGAGGUUCUUUUCGCCGAUAUCUUCUGCAGAUAUGUGGGUCCAGCCUGCAACCGAUAGUGCGCCAGCUCCGUUGUUGGGCCGGCAGUGUACAGAAAGCGGGCGUGAAGAACGGGCUGCUCCGAGUUUUCGACACCAGUUACUGCAGUGGCGCCAUCUGGACAUGUUCGCGACAUUGGCGGUUGUUGCUCUCCUGGUGCUGCAAGCAGCAACCGAGCCCCCCGAAGACCCGAAGUGCCAGUAUGCGUGGGCAUCCCUCGGAACGUCUGGAAAUGACCUUCAUAUCCAUGAUGGCAAACCCGGUCAAGGAGCCGUCGCCUGGGGAACCUUCCAGAAUGAUGUUCAUUUCAGCGGCUGGACAUUCCUGGAGCUGCAGUCCAACGGUUCGUAUGCAGACGACGCUCAGGCGUACGCCGCCGGCGCGGUGGAGGCCUACCUUACGCACGACCUCAUGGAAAAACAGUAUAAGAACAUGUAUAGCCGCUACUGCAAUAAUCAGCCUGAGUACUGCGAGAGGCUCUCGAAAUUCCUCCUGGAAAACCUCAAGUACUCCAAUAGCCAGGAGCACCUUUAUGAAUCUACGGAUCCUUAUUGGCAUAUGGUACAUUUGCAGAUGAAGCAGCUGGCUGGCUUGAGUGAUCACUUCGAGAACAAGACCCUGAACGUAUCGAACGAGUACUUGAACGUCACCAGAGCACUGUUCUUCAACGUGGAAGGAGACCUGAUUGACUUGGAAGGAGUUCUCAGGAGGGUACAUGACGAGAACAGCAUCGACCAGACACCCGCUUGCUCAGCACUCAUCAAAGUGGUGUCCGACAACGACGACAUCCUGUUUGCUCACGACACGUGGUUUGUGUACCGAAGCAUGCUCAGGAUAGAGAAGAAGUACAUGUUUCCCUGGCACUUCACGUCCAAGUCAAGUAAAACCAUUCCUGGUCACACCAUCAGCAUGUCUUCAUACCCAGGGAAGUUGGUUUCUCUCGACGAUUUUUACCUCGCCUCAUCUGGCCUGGCAAUCACGGAGACCUCAAUACCGAACAACAAUGACAACCUCUGGAACUUGGUGAAACCGGACAGCGGUCCCCUCACCUGGGUUAGAGGCAUGGUUGCCACGAGGCUUGCAGUCACCGGUUCCCAAUGGGUGGACUACUUCGGGAUAUUAAACAGCGGCACGUACAAUAAUCAGUGGAUGGUUUUGGAUUACAAGAUAUUUACUCCUGGGUCGGCCAUCGGAAAAAAUACGCUCUGGAUUCUCGAGCAGAUGCCAAAUAUUACGAGGGUUAAAGACGUCAGCGAAUAUCUUCAAAAUCAAAAGUACUGGGCAAGCUACAAUGUCGCCUUCUUUCCAGCCAUCUUCAACAUCAGCGGUCAACCAGACAUGGUCAAGAAAUAUGGGAAUUAUUACAGCCAUGAUAUGUGUCCCCGCGCACAAAUAUUUAGGAGGGAACAAAGCAAGGUCGAAGACGUUGACACCAUGUCAGGUCUCAUGAGGUACAAUAACUACACGCACGAUCCUGCGUCGAGAUGCAACUGCACGCCACCGUACAAUCCCGCCUACGCCAUUGCUGCCCGUUGCGACCUGUUUGACCCCAAAGGCAGCUAUGACGUGCCAAGGAUGACCCGCAUACCAGGCGGGGCCGUUGACAUGAAGCUCACCAAUUACGCCAUGUUUAAAAACCUCGAGUUCAUUGCCAUCAACGGGCCCCCCUUCCACCCCGACGGUUCCGUGCUGCCGCCCUUCCAAUGGAGCACGAGUGGCUUCCAAGAUCUUCACGACGGCCAUCCGGACAAGUGGAUGUUUGGGCCCACGUACCACCGCUGGAAUUCCUGCCCAAACCUCUGAGCCCGUUUUCCUAGACUUGAGUAACGGCUAGUCUUCUGCUCUUGGAAUAAGGAAAGCAGCGAGUAAAAUAAAACCGGAAAAAUGGGGCAAUUUUUAUUGUCGCAGAAGCAAAGAAAGUGGACCUGCAGCGGCUAUCGACAGUGUAAGUGCUUGUAAUAAAAGUGAGAAUAGUA